Messenger RNA from Varroa destructor (honeybee mite), 3712 nucleotides. RefSeq lists its product as uncharacterized. The record is from RefSeq and is a predicted model, not a curated record. Lineage: Eukaryota; Metazoa; Arthropoda; Arachnida; Mesostigmata; Varroidae.
ACUUAUUGCCUAAUCUUCUUGCGAUGGCAUUGGUUUAUUUCGAUCUUUGAAAUUUUAGCUAACACACCGUCGAUAGAAGACAGUGGUUAAAUGAUUUUCGAUAUCCGCGUGACGCAGACAGGAGGGUCGAUACUUUCCCGUACAAAUGAUAUUUCCGGUACCAAAUAGGAGAAUCAGAAACGGCACAGUGACAACUUCAGGUCUUUAUAUGAAGUGGUGCAAAUAGUUUCAUUUAGGCCACUAGAAUUGUUCUCGGCUGUAUCACACAUUUUCAGCUUCUAACAAUCAAUUACCAACGCAGUAGUGCCUCAAGCAUGUAAACUCGGAAGUCAUUGUAAGUGGGCUUGGAACAAUAAGAGGGUCACCACUACGGGACCCUGUUGGAUUUUACCAACGUGGCCAGCUUUCACAUGGUGCAAGAACGUGCUGUUAGUGCAGCUAAAUUCGAUUUGUUCUGGAAUGGAUGCCGAUUCAAACAAGCUGUCCCGAUGGGACCACAUUGAACGUGACGAAUAUAAAGAAGUUCUGCUAGACUUCGUGGAAAAAGACAUAGGAAGCGCGAAAGGCCGUCGGGCUGUAAUACGAAGUCUGUUCAUGUUGCUAUGGCUGCCGUUAUUUGCUUUGACGACAUUUGCCUCACUGGCACUAUACCAACCGGAUGUGUCCCUUUGGAUCCUUGACCAUCCGACCAUUGCAAAUGCGUCAUUCAUAGUCAUGCCGCUACUACAUUUUCUGCUGAUUUUUUGUCCGCCCGUCAAGACGUCGACACCACUUACCUUGCUGGUAUUGGCCGUAUUCAUUCUGGAUUUCGCCUAUGUCGAAGCCGCGCUAUCCGUUAUUUACGAAACAUACUGCGCAUUCAUGACCAACUUGAUCUGCCUAUUGACGUGCACUCAGAUCGUCAUUCUGUCGAUGACUCUGUUGGACCUGACCACGGCACUGGGGGUGCUCAUCAUUUUCUCAGGCCACAUUAUUAACUACGUCGUUGUGGCUGCCGCAGUGACAGCGUCUAUAGUAGACAAAGCCAUUACAGGUGGGGCAGUUCUUUUCUCUGCUAUGGUAAUGGUUUACAAAGUGCGAAUUAUCAUUGCCGACCUAGCACCGGAACACUUCAUCUGAAAAGUAGCUCGGCGAUCGGUUAGGUCAGUACUAGCUCGCAAUUCACUACGACUGCCGAUUCCAUUUGAUAACGUACAGCGUACGAUCGAUAACAGACGGGCGAGGCUUACACAAGAAUAUUUUGUCUAAAUAUCCUUGUCGAUUUUGAUACGGUUUAUCGCAUGCUUCGUUCCAGCACCGCAAACCUGUAUCUUGCACACUUAACCACUACCGACGGACCGGUUAUUCUCCAUAUUGUUACGAGCAAAUAUAAUAACCUCAAAUGUUGGAAGCAGAGCGUCGAUUUUAUGUCACAACCCAUAAUGCAGGUCGUGUUACCAUCACCAUAUUUGAUCUUAUCCAUUUCUUGGACAUCGUCUAUCUACCUACUCGUUUGAUCUGAGACAGAAUGGGAAAAACAAUUACAUUCAUCGAAGGUAGAUUCCUGCAAAGAAAUAGAGCAUCAACUGCAUAAUUAACCUCCUUACACACGUUUGACAACAACAACAACACCACUUCCUACACCCGGGACAUGGGCUUCAUUAUAUUCGAUGAAUUGGAACCUGUAGUCAUGUAAGUCAGUAAACACCACUCCAAUAGAAGAAGGAUACUAAACUUAACAUUGCAAGUAUUAUGAUGCCCAGUACUGGGCCGCUGUGAAGCGAAAUCCUUUACGAUACAUCUCAAACGUCCUUUUCGUAGGAACAAGCAAUCCAAAGUAGCAGGGUUAUUAUCAUUAUUAUGUAUUUUAUUUUAAUAGCUUGAACGCGUGCCAAAUAGGUGUCUCCCGGACCUGGUUUUUCCAGCGCACUCUGACAAAGUGAUCAUGCGCAGGAACGGCAAUACCUUUACAGGCAGUCUUUCCGCUCUGAACUGGCAGUUCCGAUUUUCCAUUCGGAAUAGCGCAGUACUUAGGAGGAACUCAUGUGUGGAAACACCAAAUGCUCCCUUUAAGAGUUAGCCACUUCGCUAUGUGCCGGGAUUCACAGGAUCAAAAAGCAGAGCAACUUCCCUUCCGGUCGAGGUUUCGGAUGUUGUACAAGACUUGAAAAGCUUUUAGCUUAAUAGAAGUCGAGCAGUAAAGUAUCUUAAAUAAUGGAUUGUCGUUAAGUUAUGCCAGAUGAAGGCAGAGUAUCACGAGGAUUUGUCUUCUUAUAUCCUAGUGGUCACCACAUGAGCCGCGUAUAUGGUUUACCGAAUAUCUCUCACAGAAAAUUCGUAUGUUAAUUUUUAAUUGUAUUGCCGAGUUGUACUGAACCAGGUUGAUGACAAUAUUUCUAAAAAAUACGAGGAUCGUAUCUCGGUAUGACCUGGUCGUGAAUGUUGUGUUUAUCCGAUCUCAACCGAAGUUAAAAUCGGGAAUGUUGGAUUGAAGCCUGAACAAAGAUAACUGAGAAGGUCGAGUAUAGUUUAUAAAAACUUUGUAACCUAGUAUAAAUCAAUAUUGACAAAUUAAUUUAGAGAAACAGAACAAUAUGAUCUAACUGCACGAUACAGUGUUUCCUAAAAGGCAGUUCUUGCAAAGAAGUGGCUACAUAAUAAAUCUGUCUCUUUGUGAGAUUAUCGUUUGCGUAUUGAACAAAUACUAGGAACCUGCAGGCCUAUGUUAUAAAAAAAAAAAACAGUGAUACUCGUAUAUAAACAGUUGAACGAACGCAAUACUCGGACUGUUGAGUUUGUGGUAGAAACCAGACUACGGGCACAGGGCACUGCAUGAAAUGUCAACUUUUGAUCUUAUUUAUUUAUUAUUAUUUUUAUUUAUUUGACUGUUUUUUUCUUUCAAUAUAAAAAAAUUCAGAAAAAAAAGUCACAGAGAGUACCGAAAAAGAUAUUACUAGACUAGGGCUAGGAUAGCUUUUGCAGAUAAGCUGUGAAGAUUUGCAUUAACUUGUAACGUGACGAAUAAUACUUCAUCCGUACAGUUUAGUAAUGGUUGACGCAUCCAAAAAAAAAUAACUUUUACUUAUAAUACGACGCCGUAGUCGUUCUACUGCUUUGAGUUGAUCAUAGUAGAAUUUGCUCAAUGGCUAGAGACAAUCUUGUGCGAUUUUCCUAAGGCAGAAAGAUAGGUCGUUAGUAUCUUUUAUUUAACACACCUUUAUUAUUGACGUCAGAAGCUGUGCUUCGAAAAUCACAAAAAUUCUGGAUAUAUUGCAUUGUUAUCCUCGGUAUAUAUACAUGAACUGUGUACUCUUUUGAGAGUUAUGAAGAGGUAAAAGUUCGUAAAGGGGCCAGAGCCUUUUGGUGUUUCAAACUACUAUUCGAAAGAAAAAUGAAGUAUGCACAAGGUUCCGAUGAAUACUAUCAUUGAUUAAUGCUAUUUAGAUUUUAUAGUCAUCAUGAAUACACGAGCAUCUGUAUUUUCCGCUAAUAAAUGGCUAGAAUUUAAAAAAAACUUGAUGGUUUAGCUUUUGGACUUUUGAACCAUAUAUACGUGAAGCUCUUUAGGCGUUUGAUCAUAGAAUUAGCUUAGUUAGAACUACAGAGAAGAUUAAAUCACAGGCGUACACCAUCUAGCUCAAAGCUUAAGUUACCUUCUUCUACGUAAUAAGCUUCCCACACCAAUUUAUCAAGGAGUUUUUAGUUAGUUAGGGUCCUAACGUUAGCGAACAUA